GCUAAGGGGCGUGGAUGGCGCACUGACCCAGGGGUCGCCCAGUGCCACCAUGGACGCGGCCGAGGUGGAAUUUCUGGCCGAGAAGGAGCUGGUGACCAUUAUCCCUAACUUCAGCCUGGACAAGAUCUACCUCAUCGGGGGAGACCUGGGGCCUUUUAACCCCGGUUUACCAGUGCAGGUGCCUCUGUGGCUGGCGAUUAACCUGAAACAAAGACAGAAGUGUCGGUUGAUACCUCCCGAAUGGAUGGAUGUAGAAAAGUUGGAGAAGAGAAGGGAUCAUGAGCGGAAGGAAGAAACUUUUACCCCAAUGCCUAGCCCUUACUACAUGGAACUCACCAAACUCCUGUUAAAUCAUGCUUCAGACAACAUCCCUAAAGCAGAUGAGAUCCGCACUCUGAUCAAGGACACAUGGGACACUCGGAUGGCAAAACUCCGGGUCUCUGCUGACAGCUUUGUGAGGCAGCAGGAGGCACACGCCAAGCUGGACAACCUGACCUCAAUGGAGAUCAGCACCAGUGGGGCUUUCCUUACCCAGGCGCUCAACCACAUGUACAAGCUCCGCACCAGCCUGCAGCUCACGGACAGCACCCAGUCCCAGGACUUCUAGAGCAAGGCCUCCAAUUGGUAAAGGCUGUGUAGCUGGUGGCCUGCUGGGUGCCAUGUGAGUGCUUCUGGAAAUGAUUUAAGAGAGGUACUCAUAGUUCUGGAUGGCCAUCUAGAAAUAGUUCUAAAUGUAUGAAAAAUACGCAAGGAUGCAAGCAGUGAAUUUGUGAUGCUGUCAGAAGCUGCGGGUUUGUGUUUUGUCCACCAAACUUGGCUCUCUGAAUAGUCUUCAAUCCCACAUCUAUCUCUAGAAGCCAUCUUUUCUUUCUGGGGGCGGGGGGCUUUUUAUUUUUAUGCACAAAAUGGCCGCACAUGACUGAGCGUACCACGUCUGUGAGUGUUGCUUUUAAAAGAUACAAACACAGUAGACGUGGAGGCUUAAGUCUUUCUUUGCUCCUGGAUCUUGACCUCGGGCUAAAUUUAGAAUCUACUGACACUGCUUACAGAGAAGGCUGGCAGAUGGAGUGGCUAGUGAUCUGGAGCUGUGUUUGAUAAGCUAUGCCCUGACAUACAAUAAAAACGAAUCAACCCAAACCUGAGACUCUUUGUGGGAUUUCCGUCCUGUGUAACUACCAAGGGAGAGGUGCAGACCCCAUGGUUAAGAUGACGUGAUAAACCAAGACAGAGGUGGGCACUCUGGGGGCCUCUGUUCUCUUGGCUGCUUCUCUGGUGGUGGUGUAAUGUGUUGUUUCUUGAGAGAUGUUAUUGAGCAGAGGAGUAACACUUAAGACAGUGCUGGGAAGGAAAGUUGAACCUUUCACUUUGCUCUUGGAUUUAGAACCUUAGCAUUUUGAAACUGCUAGGAUCCUCAGAAAUGAUGCUUGCUACCUUGAGAGGCAGAGUGAGAAGCCCCACCGUGAGAAGGCUUUGUAGCCAGUUUUCAACUGUAGAACCUGGCUGUCAAAGGCAGUGGCAUGUGGCCUCUCAAGGGUUUUGUGCAGAGUGUGUGUGAGAGCAACUAGCCCUCUGUCCUGUUGUAUUUAAGUCCAAACCUACUUCAAGUGCUAUUUUCUGUUUUAAAUUGCUACCUGGAUGUCCCUGUAACAAGUGGCUCUUGGUUAUUGUCUGAGCCCCCAAGAGCGAGACACUGAGGGAUGAGACAUGAUCCCAUGAUUGAAGGUGACUGUUCAUUCAUCUCCCUGGGACUUGGAAUCCUUCAGAUUGAAUGUGGGGCUCUUCCCUUGUAGUUGUGGGAAGUCAGGUGUCCUGUGUCUCUUAGCGCUCAUCCUUUCUCAUAACUCUGGCUGAGCUACAGCCUCUGUCAGUUGUUCUGGGCUCUUCUGGCCCUCAUUUUAUUAAUAUAAAAAAGAUUUUCCUCUUAACAUGAUUUAGGAGAAUUUUAUUUUAUUUUUUGAAUGUUGUCAGAAAUUACAGCAAUAUAUUCAUAAAUACCUAAUUACUACAUUCAACAAAUAAUAUUACAAUACAAUGAAUUCAAACAAGUACACUUAGAACAGGUUUAAUUUCACAGCAUCUAAACUGCCCCCAGUGUGGUCGAGGCACGGUCCUCCUCCCUCCCAGGUACUGGUUUACUGGUCUAGCAGGUAAGCACAGGGUACAUACAAGGAACAUACCGGUCGGCACGGUCCUUAGCAGGCAGAGGGAGGGAGUGUCUUAAGUUAAGCACUGGAUCACAGUUUGGGAACAGGCUACAGCAAGGAGGAAGAGUCAGGUUGGUUGCUGCUAAGUGGCUACUAUACACUUCAGAGUACCAGACCCGGUUGUGCUGACCAUCUCCAUCUUGUGGUGGGUCCUUGGAACUUUCUGCCCUUACAUCACAAAGGUCAGGGAAGGGGCUGCCUGUGGUGAAGUUCAGCCGAGUGUUAGGGGUUGGCAGCAUUGUGAACUACUGGAGGGAAACACCAUUCCACCUAUACAUUUACAAUUUCUGGUAUUGUAAUUCUUUGCUACUGGAGGAGUGGACUCCUUUUAAUACUCUUCUGGAUUUCCUUAAGGGUACAGAAUGCUAAAUGCCAAUUAAGUGUGUGAUUUCCUUUAAGGUUAGAAUGUAGAUUAAAGUGUUGAAACUUCCUGUUUUGGUCACUUUUAUCUGAGACAGCGGGUUAGGAUCAUGAUAUUUUAGUUUGUCUCUGAUAUGAAACAAAGAUAUUUUCAAAUUGUCAGCUUGUGUAGCACCAAGUUUUGGGGAAAGCUUUGUUUUUAGUACUGCAAUUAAAUGUGGAACCAUGUGACUUAGCAUUAGAAGAUGUCAUGAGUUUAGAGGACAGAUGGUCUCUUCCAGGUAAUCUAGGAAGACAUUUCCAGACUGAGGUCCUCCCACAAAUACUGACACAAAGCCUGCAUCUUAGAGCAAAUGUGGUGUAUUUCUGAACGGUCCGUGUGAAAUAACUGAACAACAAUGAAAGGCUUCAGCGAUUGCAUAUUUGUCUAUUUUUGUUAAACCCAAAUUGAAAAUAGAUGCUACUGUGUUCUCUCUCACUAGAAUCAUCUGAAAGUAAUCAAAAGUGUUUCAGAUUGUGAAGCUAAUCAGUGGAAGGGUACUGUGUGUUAGCGGUGGUGCCGUUUUGUUUCCAAGAGCUGCUUUCUUGUAUUUUUCUUUGUGCAUGGUGCUUUCCUGGGUUAUGUUUCUAUUCUCUGAUUGUCAGUAUCUCUAGAGCCCAAGAAUACUGAGAGAGCUCCACAGAUAAGUAGGAAGAUGGUGAGGUGGAGUGGUAGAGAAUCUCAAAAGCAAGAUAAAGAUAUGAUUUCAGUCAGAGGAAAAAGUUAUCACUAGUUCAUUGACACAGCUGCCCCUGGGCAGAGACCUUUCUGGAAUGGCCAAUCCCUUUAUCCCACAUGCCAUGAGCUCCCCUUGAUGGUCAAAGGGACGGGGUGUGCUUUUCUCUGAAGUCAUUAUAUCUGCUUUCCCCCCUUUACUCCAGCCAAGGCCAUUACCAAAGCUGAGUACACCAAAAGCAUCCAGACAUGUUCUGUGAUGCAGGAGGAGGGCUAGGAGUGAACUGCCAAGACGUGACUCUUAGGCCUUCAGACCAGAAACAGCAAGCAGAUUUUAAACAGAGAAAUUCAGGAGUAUUUUGCUCUGGUUGUUGGCAGUACUGCUCGCUCUAAACAAACACCUGUCCCCACCUGUGGGAAACGUUCAUCUCAAUGUCUCUGCAGGGGAGGCAGCCCCAGCGCAGCCUUAAAGCUCUUCAAAAGUCAGAGCUAUGGAAAGGAGGGCGCUCGCUGACUGCUGAUAAUACUGGCGGCACUGUUUGUCUGAGUUUGCUAAUAACUGGAAGAUUCUUGGCAGACAUACAAAGCAAACUGUGUGGGAACAGAUAAAGCGACACAAUGCCAUCUGCCAGCAAGCUGUUCUGCACAGCAGAGGUCUGGGCUGAGGGCUCCACCACAGAGCACAGGGAAUAGCCUCCACAAAGGUCAGACAGCCCUUCACCUGACCCACGACCAAGGGGGCCCUGCCUCUGGGAGGUUCAUGUCUCCUCUUCCCCUUGCCCACAGCCAGCCACUGGCCUUGCCCUUCGAUGACACGCUGCCUGGACAAACAACAGCUGGGACGAGGACAGACUUCUCCCCACUGCUUCUCCUGGACGUAGUGACCCCUGUCCUAGCACUGCUGUGCCUGUCACAGUAAGUUCAAGAGGAGGAGAGAGUUAGCUCGGAAAGUGUUCACUCUACUUUUAGGCUCUUAAACAAAGCUUUGCAUCUAAAAUGAAGCCUCUCAAGUUCCUACUUUGCACCUGCUCUCAGACUGCUGUAAAACAGCAUCAGAUCUCAAAAACUGCUCACCUCCAGAAGGUUCUUUAACAAAAGCCCCACGUUGUGUGUGCCACGAGUGCAUGCACAUGAGGACUAACUUGUUCCCACCACAGACUGUCCCCUUCUCACUUCAUAGCAACUCGUCCAAAUGCCAGGGGAGGCAGAGAGGGAGUGAAGGAAGGAGGUAAGAAGUAUGCAUGGCUUUCUACAUCAUUUCCUGGUGCAAAUCAAAUUAAAAAUGAAGUGAUCGCAUAGGCGCCAGUGGUAAGCUCUUUUACUUUUCUUUUUCUUUAAUUUUAAAAACACAUCAAUAUUUCAAUGUCCUGACCAGCAGCAGUACAAACACUAAAAGCAAAGUUUUUUUUUUUUU
Trichechus manatus latirostris (Florida manatee) is the source of this 4693-nucleotide messenger RNA. RefSeq names its product GINS complex subunit 2 (gene GINS2). NCBI's taxonomy places the organism in Eukaryota, Metazoa, Chordata, Mammalia, Sirenia, Trichechidae. Gene Ontology annotation, cellular component: GINS complex; nucleus. The record is from RefSeq and is a predicted model, not a curated record. The coding region runs from base 50 to 607 and encodes 185 amino acids. The transcript has 5 exons. Gene Ontology annotation, biological process: double-strand break repair via break-induced replication; DNA replication.